UCAAUUGAGUGGAACUCGUCACUACACAUCAACUUCAUGGACUAUGAGGUGUUUGGAAGUAUGGACAGGAGGACCUUAUAGAACCUUCCUUGACAUUAUGGUGUACCAUAGAAAAUCGUCAACAUCACCCGAAAUCCAUACACCACAAAGUCGUAAAUGGAGGACAGAUCACAGAUACACUCAAAGUGAGGACUGGAGUCAGACAAGGCUACUUACUCUCUCAGUUUCUCUUUCUUCUUAUGGUAACUGGAUUAUGAAGACCUCUACAUUUGAGGUGAAGUACGGAAUACUAUGGACAGUUUGGAUGCAACUAGACGAUUUGAAUUUCGCUGAUGACCUAGCCCUUCUAUCACAUACACACGAACAAAUGAAGGUAAAGACAGUCAGUGUACCAGAAGCCUCUGCAUAAAUGGAACUCAACUUACAAAGGUGUAAAACCAACAUCCUCAAAUACAACACGAGGAACACCAACCCAAUCACACUCGA
This is a messenger RNA of Schistosoma rodhaini, 486 nucleotides long. Lineage: Eukaryota; Metazoa; Platyhelminthes; Trematoda; Strigeidida; Schistosomatidae. The record is from the annotation of a GenBank genome assembly.